AUGCAGAACUUAGCUCCGACGAGGAGCUGGGUCCGCCGAGAACUCGGGAGUUUCCACUGCUCUCCUCCCAUGUCUCGGUUUCCCGGCGCUCGGCCGUUACGACCAGCAGAGCCCCGGGGUGCAGCGUCUGGGGUCGCCCCUACCCGGGGUCCCCCAUCCCCGACCACCUCCUCAGGUGGCGCGGCUGAAGAAGGGGCGGCCGGUGUCCCGCGCGUCCCCGCUACUCACCUCACAGCUCAGCCCGUGUCCCGGGAGCCGGCGGGCGGAGGAGGAGCGGGGAGGCGGCGGCCCAGCCCUCUGCACGUCGGGUGGCGGCGACGGCGCACGGCGCUCUCGGUGGGCGGGAGGGGAGUCUUGGCCGCUCAGCCGGGAUCGCUCCUGGGCUCGGGGCGGGGCCGCGCGGGGCUGUGGGCGGGGCCUCGAGAGUCUGUGGGCGGGGUCGCAUGGGGCGGGGCCGCGGAGAGCUGGGGGCGUGGACGAGCGUGGGGGGCGGGGGUGUGGACGCGCACGGGGCUGGGCUCGGGGCGUGGACGUGCCGGUCUAGAGGCGUGGCUUUGUUGGGCUGGGGGCGGGGGCCACACUGGGUUGGGGCGAAGCCGCUCAGGGUUUGAGGCGUGGGCGCGCAAGGCGGUCGGGGACAUGAGGUCGUUCAGGGUGCGGGGCCAGGGACCCGCCCAGGCCCUCCAGCCCUCCAUCCACUUCUCCCCUAUCCAGGCAGCUGGGGGCGCUGUGACUCCCACCCCACCCAAGGGGCGGAGUUCUGGGGGUGGCCUGGGGUGUGGGUAUAAGAGGGCGGUGGCAGCUCUGCACAGCGGGGUUUCUGAGUUUGUGAUGAUGCUCCCGCUGCUGAGCCUGGUCGCGCUAUGCUGGGGUGUCGUCUCCCCGGAGCCGACUAUUCAGUGUGACUUGGAGAAUGGGCCAUCUCCAGAGUGGAAGGUCCAGCACACUCUGACCCCAGGAGACUUGAGGGACCUCGGGGUGGAACUCGUUAAAACCAGUGUUGCACCGGAAGAGUAUUUACUCUCCAUGAACAUAAGCUGGGUGCUUCGGGCAGAUGCCAGUAUCCGCUUGCUGAAGGCCACCAAGAUCUGCGUGACGAGCAAAAGCAACUUCCAGUCCUACAGCUGCGUGAGGUGCAAUUACACGGAGGCUUUCCAGCGUCAGACCAAACCCUCAGGCAGCAAAUGGAUGUUUUCAUAUGCAGGCUUCCCUGUAGAACUGAACACAAUCUAUUUCAUUGGGGCCCAUAAUAUCCCCACUGCGAAUAUGGAUGAAGAUGGCCCUUCCUUGUCUGUGAAUUUCACGUCACCAGGAUGCCUAGACCACAUAAUGAAAUACCAAAAAAAGUGCACUGAGGCAGGCAGUCUGUGGGACCCCAACAUCACUGCUUGUAAGAAGAACGAAAAGACAGUGGAAGUGAAUUUUACCACUAGUCCCCUUGGAGAUAGAUACAUGGCGCUUAUCCAAAAUGAUACUGUUCUUGGAUUCUCUACUGUGUCAGAGAACAAGUCAUCCCGGACGUCUGUGGUGAUCCCAGUGACUGGGGAAAGUGAAGGAGCUGUGGUACAGGUGGUUCCGUACUUCCGUACUUGCGGCCGUGACUGCAUCCGACACAGAGGAACCGUUGUGCUUUGUCCCCCAUCAGACUUCCGCAGCCCUCUAGUUGAGAACACCAGGGUGCUGGGAAGCUGGCUGCCCUUCCUCCUCCUGGCUCUGCUGGUGGCCGUGUGGGCUCUGGUAGUUGGGACCUAUCUGCUGCGGAAGCAUGAGAGGAACAAGACCUCCUUUCCUGCAGACACCCCACUGCUUCCCAUUAAGGUUCUCGUGGUUUACCCAAUGGAAGUAUGUUUCCAGCACACGGUUUGUUACUUCACGGAAUUUCUCCAAAACCACUGCAAAAGUGAGGUCAUACUAGAGAAGUGGCAGAGAAAGAAAAUAGCGGAGAUGGGCCCAGUGCAGUGGUUGACCACCAUGAAGCGUGUGGCAAGUAAAGUCAUCUUCCUGCUUUCCAAUGAUGUCAGCACCGUGUGUGAUGGGGCCUGUGGCAAGAGGGAAGGCGGCCCCGUUGAGAACUCCCAGGACCUGUUCCCUCUCGCCUUCAAUCUCUUCUGCAGUGACCUAACAAGCCAGACCCACCUGCACAAAUACCUGGUGGUCUACUUUCAAGAGCCUGGUACCAAUGGCGAUUACAGUGCUCUCCAGGUCUGCCCCAAGUACCACCUCAUGAAGGACGCCACUGCUUUCUGUAAAGAACUUCUCCACACAAAGCAGCACGCAUCAGCAAGCAAACAGACGCGACGAUGUUCCCACUGCUGA
Messenger RNA from Elephantulus edwardii (Cape elephant shrew), 2316 nucleotides. It is a transcript of the gene IL17RB, whose product is annotated as interleukin 17 receptor B. Gene Ontology annotation, molecular function: interleukin-17 receptor activity. The record is from RefSeq and is a predicted model, not a curated record. The transcript has 12 exons. Lineage: Eukaryota; Metazoa; Chordata; Mammalia; Macroscelidea; Macroscelididae. Bases 1 to 2316 code for a protein of 771 amino acids.